Thlaspi arvense is the source of this 630-nucleotide messenger RNA. Lineage: Eukaryota; Viridiplantae; Streptophyta; Magnoliopsida; Brassicales; Brassicaceae. The record is from the annotation of a GenBank genome assembly.
AUGGUGUCGCUGAAGCUUCAGAAGCGGCUCGCCGCCAGCGUUCUCAAGUGCGGCAAGGGCAAGGUUUGGCUUGAUCCUAAUGAAGUCAAUGAAAUCUCCAUGGCUAACUCUCGGCAAAACAUAAGGAAGCUGGUCAAGGAUGGAUUCAUCAUCAGGAAACCAACCAAGAUUCACUCACGGUCUCGUGCCCGCAGAAUGAAGGAGGCCAAGAGAAAAGGCCGACAUUCUGGAUAUGGUAAGCGCAAGGGUACUAGAGAGGCAAGGUUGCCCACAAAAAUACUGUGGAUGAGGAGGAUGAGAGUGCUUAGGCGCUUGCUCCGCAAGUACAGGGAAUCUAAGAAAAUUGACAAGCACAUGUAUCAUGACAUGUACAUGAAGGUGAAGGGUAAUGUUUUUAAGAACAAGAGGGUGCUAAUGGAGAGCAUCCACAAGUCAAAGGCUGAGAAAGCUAGAGAGAAGACCUUGUCUGACCAAUUUGAGGCUAAGCGUGCGAAGAACAAGGCUAGCAGAGAGAGGAAGAUUGCUAGGAGAGAGGAAAGGUUAGCACAGGGACCAGUUGAGAGAGCACCGCAACCUGCAGCUGCACCUGCUGCCCAACCAGCUCAGACAACAAAGAAAUCAAAGAAGUGA